AUGGCAGACAAGGAGACAAACGGAUCCAGCAAGCAGGACCAUAAUCGUCGUGAAUAUCGAUUAAUUCCUAAUAUCAUCGACAAUUUCGCGAAGGGGGAUCCCGAGAGAGAGGCGUUCCUUACACCGCGAUCCGACGAUCCCAAGGAUGGCUGGAAAACCGUCACGUUUAAAGAAUAUGCGAACGCUAUCAACCGAAUCGCGCACAAGAUCGUAGAGGAGUGUGGCACUCCGCCUCCGGGAUCUUUCCCCACGAUAGCUUACGUUGGCCCAAACGAUACUCGUUACGUCGUGUUUCUAGUCAGCGCCGUUAAAGCUGGUUAUAAGGCCUUGUUUAUCUCUCCUCGCAAUUCACUCGAGGGACAGUUGAGCUUAUUCGAAAAUACCGAUUGUCGGUUUCUCGCUUUUCCAAACUCGUUCCGAGGGCUGGUCGAUCCGUGGCUAGAAAAACGCGAAAUGAAGGCGAUCGAAGUUGAACCCGCUGAAGCUUGGUUCGUGGAGCAAGACGCUGAGCCUUUCCCAUACGGAAAGACUUUUAAGCAAGCCGAAUGGGACCCGUUGGUUGUGCUUCAUACCAGCGGAAGUACUGGAAUCCCGAAGCCCGUUGUCGUCACGCAUGGUCUGAUAGCUAUAAACGACGUCUAUCAUGACUUGCCUAUAUUUGGCGAUGUAUACGAACCAUGGCUUCGAGCCUACUCAAAAGUAUCGCGAAAGAACUUCGUACCGAUGCCCCUUUUCCACGCGGCCGGAUUAUACCUCUUCAUCUACAGCGCAUUAUAUUUUGAUACCCCGACCGCCUUCGGCAUUGCUGAUCGCCCUCUAUCUAUUGAUCUUGUCGUCGAGUGUCUUGACAACCUAGAUGUCGAGGGAGCCGUACUUCCUCCGGCGAUGCUAGAGGAGAUGAGUCAGAACGAGGAACACAUCAGAUCGCUGAUGAAGCUUAAGUGUAUCGGUUUUGGUGGAGGAAAUCUCAACAAGGAGGCGGGGGAUAAACUGACUAAUAAGGGCUUGAGACUAGUCAACAUGAUCGGUGCUACAGAAUAUGCGAUACUUCAGAUGGGCCUUCAGCCGAAUCCCGAGCUAUGGCAAUGGUUCGUAUUUAAUUCCGACUUGAUCGGAGCGGAUUGGCGCAAGAUCGAAGGUAACGAAGAAGUCUACCAGCUGGUUAUUGUUCGAAAAGACAAGCAUCCGGGUCUCCAGGGUAUUUUUUAUACCUUUCCGGAGUUGGACGAGUUCGAUACCAAAGACAUGUACAAGCGUCACCCGACUCUCCCGCAUCACUGGAUGUACUACGGAAGAUCCGACAAUAUCAUCGUGUUUUCCAACGGAGAAAAGCUCAAUCCGGUGACCAUCGAAGAGACUGUCGCGGGUCAUCCCGGAAUCAAGGGCGUCUUGGUAUUCGGUUCGAAUCGCUUUCAAGCUGGUCUCCUUCUCGAGCCUGCAGUACAUCCCGAAGAUCAUCAAGCAGCCGAGGAACUGCUCGAUAGCGUCUGGCCGUAUGUUGAUAAAGUAAACGACGAGACUGUGGCACACGGACGAAUAGCACGGCAGUUCGUGAUAUUGUCUAGCCCGGACAAGCCGUUCCACCGCGCUGGCAAAGGGAGCAUCCAGCGAGCGAGCACGUUGAAGCUAUAUAAAGAAGAGAUCGAAAAACUAUACGAAGACGCAGAUAAAGCGUUUGACGGACCUGCUCCAGACAUUAAUAUGAGUUCGGAGAGCGCGCUGGCGGAAUCUGUAAAGGACGUAUUUCAAACGAGACUUGGAUCUAAAGGGAAAAUCGAGCUGGACACAGAUUUUUUCUCGGCUGGGAUCGACUCCUUGCAGGUUAUCAACGCUACCCGGCUCCUCCGUGGCGGAUUAGAAGCUUCGAGUUUCCACGUCUACGCGGAAAAGGUGUCGGCUCGUAUGAUAUACGGAAAUCCUACGCCGCGAAGGCUUGCUCGGUCCAUCUAUUCUCUCGUGAAAGAAGGUGAGAAUGGAAGUGUAGAGAGGGAUCAGGACCAUGAGCUUCAGGCGAUGAACCUUCUUUGGAAGAAGUAUACGGAUAAUCUUCCGACGAAAAAAGAAGGAAGAUCUGAUCCCGAGGAUGAGAACCAGACUGUUCUUCUUACCGGAUCCACGGGCAUGUUGGGAUCUUAUAUGCUAGAUCUCCUGGUGAAAACCCCGGCGGUGAAGAAAGUUAUAUGUUUAAAUAGAGCAGAGGACGGCGGCAUUAAACGUCAAGGACAGAACGCCAAGGACCGAGGUCUCAGUCCCGAUUUUGCAUCCAAAGCCGAAUUCCACCAUGCUGAUAUAUCGCUCCCGGACUUUGGGCUUUCUCCCGAGGUGUAUGACCGGUUCCUACACGAAGCGGACCGCUUUAUUCAUAAUGCGUGGCCGGUUAACUUCAACAUUCCCGUCGAAUCGUUUGAGCCCCAUAUCCGAGGCGUCCGAAACGUUGCCGACUUCGCGACCAACUCAUCUAAACGAGUGGCGGUUGUUUUUAUAUCGUCGAUCGGGACCGCGGACAAUUGGGAUAGCAAAAAGGGAGCGAUACCGGAACAGAGGCUUGAAGACCUAACAUUGGCAGGGGGCGGCUAUGGGCGCAGCAAGAUGGUAGGAAGUCUUGUUCUAGAUGAUGUUGCGAAGGCGGGGGAUUUCCCGGCUGCGAUAAUCCGAGUUGGACAGAUAGCCGGCCCCGAGUCGGAAGCAGGUUGCUGGAAUAAGCACGAGUGGCUCCCGUCGAUUAUCUCGAGCAGCUUAUACUUAGGAGCUCUUCCGGCCCACUUGGGAAUUAUGGACCGCGUCGAUUGGACUCCGGCUGAGAGCAUCGCGAACUUAGUUCUCGAGGUUGUUGGCGUGUCCCAGAAGGUCGCGGCCCAAGAUAUCACUGGAUAUUAUCACGGAGUUAACCCGUCGGCCACAUCGUGGGCAGAUCUUGCUCUGGCCGUCCAGGAAUUCUACGGGAAAGACCGCAUUCCGGAGCUCGUCAGCUUUAGAGACUGGGUCGAUCGAUUGGAGCAAAGCCAGGCCGGCGGUACCCAAGAUCUAGACAAGAACCCGGGUGUUAAGCUGGUCGACUCUUAUCGAGGGAUGGCAGAGGCCUACGAAAAAGGACAGGAGCCCUUCGUUUUUGAUAUGAAACAUACGAUGGAGCGCAGCGCAACGAUGAAGUCGGCCAAGCCCAUUACGCCUGAGUUGAUGAGACACUGGUGUAAGCAAUGGGGCUUCUAG
Molecule: messenger RNA, 3210 nt
Organism: Daldinia caldariorum
Lineage: Eukaryota; Fungi; Ascomycota; Sordariomycetes; Xylariales; Hypoxylaceae
Product: acetyl-CoA synthetase-like protein
Exons: 5
Coding region: 1-3210 (1069 amino acids)
Source: RefSeq, a predicted model, not a curated record